AAGACUUUCCGGACGGGAGAGACAGCUGAUGCAAAACGUUCACCUGCUCGUCGCCGGCUACAUGAUUUCAGCUACUGUAUUGUAGUUGUAUAGAAAACGUACCCUUUGUUGAAAUAUUGCAAGCGAACAUGUUGCUGCAUGGCAGACUAUCAGAGUUAUGUAUUUUUCUACAGGCUAUGUUUGUUUUAGCGUGCUGUUUCAGCGAUAUAGAUUUGGGGCCUAUCGCGACGAGUGGAUCUGUUCAACCAAACGGCGAUCGUUUUAAACUCGAGGGUCGGGCAAUCGUUCCUGGAGUGAAAACACAAGACUGGAUUUCAUCAGCCCGAGUCACGGUAGAGGGAGAAGAGUAUAUAGGCUUUUUGAGAACUGAUGGAAGCUUCGUCGUCAAUGAUGUUCCCUCAGGAUCCUACGUUGUGGAAGUGAUCUCACCUGGAUACAAAUUUGAAGCAGUCCGUGUAGACAUCACAUCUAAAGGCAAAAUGAGGGCCCGCCUUGUGAACUUCAUCAAGACGUCCGAGGUGAUCCGCCAGCCUUACCCGCUCCAGCUGAGGUCCUCUGGGCCACACGCCUACUUCAUGAAGAGAGAGACCUGGGGAUGGACUGACUUCCUCAUGAAUCCCAUGGUCAUGAUGAUGGUCCUUCCUCUCCUCAUUAUCGUCCUGCUGCCUAAGGUUGUCAACACCAAUGACCCUGAGAUGAGAAAGGAAAUGGAGCAGUCAAUGAACAUGCUGAACCCCAACCCUGAGCUACCUGACGUGUCUGAGUUCAUGACCAAGCUGUUCUCCGGCUCCAAGGGCUCCAGCAGCAAGGCUGUAGCUGGCAGCAAGGCUAGUGGCCGCCCGGCAGUCAAGAGGAGGUAGUACCAGAAUGUUACAUGCUCCCCGGGUCACCACCCCGGGUCAGCACCCCGGGCCUGAGGAACCACUCUAACUGGUCAUGCCAUGGAAAUAAUAAUACCAUUUUUAAAGAGCUUUUUCAUUCAUCAGUUGUACAGUUGUUUUUUGAGAGGGGUCUUUUCAUUUUUGUCUGAAAUACAAGUCUGGCUGUCUGAUUGUAAGUGGAAUGACUGAGGAUAUGAGAAGGCUUGAGGGUAAAAAAUUAUUAUUUUUUUUAUUUUUUUUGCACUACGCUGUUCAAACCCUCGAUACGAAAGAAAGAUUUUACUCUUUAUUUGAUGUUUUGCAUUGUACCUGUGAGUGACUUUGUUAUGCCUGCUUGGUCCCUUCAUGUACUCCUUCCCGUUUAACCCUCGUCCCCUUGGAUAGAUGGGAUAAUAACUCUAACAACCCUCUGGUGUGCGCUACUGUCCUGCAGCAUCAGUCAGCAAUUCUAAUUCUUCCACUACUUGAAUGAGCGCUUGCAUCAAUAUUCAGAGAUUUUCUUCUUUUUUUUUUGAGUUGGGGGGGGCCUAGUUCAGGGGUGUUCAACUCUGACCCUACGAGGUCCGUAGUCUGCUGGUUUUCUGUUUUUACCUGAUAAUUCAUUGCACCCACCUAGUGUGCCAGGUCUAAAUCAGUUUGUGAUUUAGAGGGGAAUAAUACAACAUUUUAAAAAGCAGUGGCUACUGGCUUCGAGGUCCAGAGUUGAAUAUGAGGGGCCUAAGUAAUACGACUGUGAAUGGACUGUAAAAUUGAUAGAAUUUUAAUUAUGAAGAAAAAUACUUAUUUAAAUACCUAGGUGAAAUAAAAUGUAGAUGGUGAAACUGUGUCGUUAUCAGUUGUGUUCUGUGGAUAGUGUGUUCCUUGGAGAGGGAACACCAUAAAGAACGUUGGCAGUGCUCAGCCGGGCGGCUGUCCUAUCGCCUCUGACCAAUAGAACAUCUGCCAGCAUUUUAUUUUCAUCCUGAUGACUACGUGUUGAAUCGUAUUGUGCCACUGGAGGUGAAAUACUUGGAAAAGCGAAAGCAUUUGCCAAGAAUGUUUUCAUUAAUCAAGAACAAAAGUCGGAGGUUCGCGGACGAUCAGAUACCGUUGUAGUUCUGACCAGAAACUAGCGAUCCGGCGGUGUUAUUCCCAUGACCCGCCGGGCAGCGUCCGGGAAACCAAAGUCUUUCGGUACCGGGGUGAGUAUGGUUGCAAAGCUGAAACUUAAAGGAAUUGAUGGAAGGGCACCACCAGGAGUUGAGCCUACGGCUUAAUUUGACUCAACAUGGGAAACCUCACCCGGCCCGGACACGGAAAGGAUUGACAGAUUGAUAGCUCUUUCUCGAUUCUGUGGGUGGUGGUGCAUGGCCGUUCUUAGUUUGUGGAGCGAUUUGUCUGGUUAAUUCUGAUAACUA
Molecule: messenger RNA, 2278 nt
Organism: Coregonus clupeaformis (lake whitefish)
Lineage: Eukaryota; Metazoa; Chordata; Actinopteri; Salmoniformes; Salmonidae
Product: ER membrane protein complex subunit 7-like
Exons: 5
Coding region: 129-860 (243 amino acids)
Cellular component (GO): EMC complex
Molecular function (GO): carbohydrate binding
Source: RefSeq, a predicted model, not a curated record